AUGACCCACCUUUUUCACAUUCCUAAUACUCUGUCGCGGUGGCCCUACCCGCGGCGCAUUCAUCCCGACUACGAGGAGGUCUCUGCUGAAUCUGCUGCAUGGCUGAGGUCGUUCCACCCGUUCUCCCCCGAGAAACAGGUCGCCUUCGACAAGUGCAAGUUCGAUCACUUCCGUUCCGCAUGCGACCUCAUGAACGUCUUCUUCGUCUUUGACGAUCAGACGGAUAUCGUGGACGCAGCCCACGCCCGCGUGCUCGCCGACAUCGCUAUCGAUGCCGUGCGCCACCCAGAUUGCCCACGCCCGAACGGGGAGCCUGUCCUCGGAGAAAUAACACGGCAAUUCUGGGCCCGCGCGUGUGUGAACUCUACCGCCUCGGGGCGGACGCGGUUCGAAGUCGCGUGGAUGCGCUACGUGGAGGGCGUUGUCGGACAGGCGGAAGACCGCGAUGCAGGUCGUCUGCGCACGACCGAGGAGUACCUCGAGCUCCGGCGGUUCACGAUCGGGGCCAGCCCGAGCUACGCGUUCGCGGUGCUCAAAGUGGAUCUCCCGCUCGAGGUCUCCGAGCUCCCCAUACUCCGCGAGCUCAGCGAGUACAUCACGGACAUCAUAAUACUCGAUAAUGUAUGGUGUUGGUUGUUUGCGGCUCCGAGUUUCGCCCUACUCACUUACCAGCCGCAGGAUAUAUGCUCGUAUCCCAAGGAGUACGCGGCCGGGGACAUAACGCACAACAUGAUCACGCUCGUCAUGAACGAGAAGCACCUCGACCUCGAUGCCGCGGUCGCGUGGGUCGCCGGGGAGCAUGCGAGGCGAGUAGAUGGCUUCCUCUCCGCGCUCGCGGAGCUCCCGCAGCCACGCGUCGCGUGA
Messenger RNA from Trametes versicolor FP-101664 SS1, 864 nucleotides. Its product is annotated as terpenoid synthase. The record is from RefSeq and is a predicted model, not a curated record. The coding region runs from base 1 to 864 and encodes 287 amino acids. Lineage: Eukaryota; Fungi; Basidiomycota; Agaricomycetes; Polyporales; Polyporaceae. The transcript is spliced from 4 exons.